GCAAAGAUGAAGCGUAAAUGAAGUUCCUAGACCUCGGCAGAUUUUCUUGAUUUCCAAAUCUCGAAAAAAGUUGGUUGAGACUCGCAAUGAUGCGGCGCCAUGCUAGAAUAGGCAUGCAUACCGCGACAUCCUCAAAGAAAACAUCCCACGUAGCUUCUUCCAGUGGAUGGUACCGAGGCUUCCCCAGAAGAGACGAUCGACGGUGCAACCCUCGAUCACUAUAGUUGCACUAUUACCAUUCAGUAUAUCUCUGACAUUGGCGUCCCAAUCACCAAGUGAGAGAGUGCACACCCAACGUUGGGACGGACUGCUACUACAUGACGUGUCUACCCUCCUUCCUCCUCUGCGGAAUGGGCGAGAUCAAGUAAAUAAGGUGGGUAGCAUUAUGAUCAAUCUGAAGAAGAAAGAGUACAACUCGACCAGCGGAACGAGCCCGACCUCGGGCCCGGGUCGCCCACCGCCCGAACAGACGCCCUGCCUUGUGUCGUAAGAUUCUCGGUGGGCGACCGAAAGGUGCCUUGUCCUUUCUUCCUCUCCUACUCCGUACACCCUGUCAAAGGAUUGUUUUGACAACUACGUUUUAAAGGUCUUGACUGCCGAAGGGGGUCGACAGGCCUCUUUCUUCAUGCGGAAUCAAGCCAAGCAGCAAGCUGGACCAGGGGCAGCGUGCCGAGUCAACCGAACGCAUGGGAGACGCUGAAGAAGGCCCUGUUCCUCUUGUCGCCUGGUAGGGCAUAAGGAUGUGGAGAGGGUUUCUAUGGAUAGCAACAAGACAGCAAGAGUCUUGCCUGAUUGCCAGUGCAGAGAAGGAAAAUGUUCCGUGGCCGGUUACCGAACGGAGAUCGUGCAAAGCCCUCAACUCCCCCUCCCCUUUUCUAUGGUCUCCCUGAAUGCCCGUACUUGACGGCGUGUCGGUGUUAGAGAUGGCUGGAUUGGGGUUGAGGAGGCCUGCAGAGGCGACCAGUCUGCUCAGGAAAACCUGAAAACCGGUGCAAGCAAGUGUGCGAUCGCCGGGGGGGUAACGGAGUACAGACGGUUAUGGGUUGCGACGCGGGGAUCAUGCAAGUUUCCGAGUUCGAGGUUGGAGUUGUGAGGGCGAGUUUGACAGGUGACGCCGUGACGGGGGUGUUCCGACGUCAGGUCGGGCAGCGGUGGGUUGAUGCGAAAGAGGAGACGAGGAGGAUCUUUCUCUCUCCUCUUCUCUCUCUCUCUCGUCCCCCAGGGAUUAACAACAUUAGUCCGGUUUCUCGUGACUCUUUUAGGGAAUGAGAGACAAUACCCUGAUUACCUUUUUGAGAACGGAUAUGUUCGAUAGGCUCUUUUGCGUUGCAGCGUCGGAUUUGAAUGUGACGCCAGUAGUUAGUCUAGUUGGGACUCCCCACUUUGCCCUUCUGUGCUUAGACAAUGGGGGCCACCCCCGAUCGAACUGCCUGUUGUCCAGAGACUUUCAUAUCCGUAGACCGAGAGACUGAGAGCCUCAGAGAGACAAAAGGGCUGAUGGAACUUUGAAAGAGACAUUGGCGGGACGUGAGGGAUGAACCUGGAGAGGGGGUGGUUUGGCGGCCGGAAGGGCGGGAGAAAAGGUGGGACGAAGGAAGAGUUGAGGGUUUCAUUGGUCUGAAGAAGACCAACUCAAACAGUUCACGUCUGAAACG
Colletotrichum godetiae is the source of this 1655-nucleotide messenger RNA. RefSeq lists its product as uncharacterized. The coding region runs from base 167 to 490 and encodes 107 amino acids. NCBI's taxonomy places the organism in Eukaryota, Fungi, Ascomycota, Sordariomycetes, Glomerellales, Glomerellaceae. The transcript has a single exon. The record is from RefSeq and is a predicted model, not a curated record.